AUCGAGCAAUGUGGAGGCAGGCAUUCUGCACGCUGGACAACAGCGAAACGGCAAGAGAGAAAUGGUGGCGUUACUUUAAUUUUGUUAGGAACCUCUAGUUUUUUAACAGUCAGAGAUUUAGUUAAUUUCCGUUUCUCAGACACGUUCGCGAAUCUCAGUUCUAUGCCACGUUCUCAUUAGUCCUCGCUAGCUCGAGAAAGUGCCUGGGAAUAAAGUUCCGGAGCAAGUAUAACCUAACAAUUCCUUCGGCAGCUGUGUGUUUUAUCGUGAACCGUAAGAAUGGCAAUGAACGACGAUUUCAAUUUCGCCGAAUUGUGCAGGCUCUGCUCGUUGAAGAGCAAUCAUCAGCUUCAGAUUUUCGACAAGGAAGGCGAACAGAGGCAAUUACUUUUCAAAAUACGUUCCUGCAUUCCCGCUGUGAUAACGAAAGAGGACGCGUUGCCCAAAAAUAUUUGCCAGAGAUGCGUAUAUAAACUGGACAUGUUUUACGAGUUUCGGGUAAGCUGUAUGACGACGGAUACAGUGUUAAAAAAUUACGCCGACAGUUUGAAGCACCUCGCCGCAUCGGUAAACCAGGCAACUGACAAGGACAAGAUGUCUAAUGGUAGUCAGCAACAGCAACAGCGAUCGGCUUAUGUAGAGGCGCAUGCAGUGGCUCAUGCUGCAGUGCAGCAACACAUGGCACAACAAGCUGCACAAGCGAGACUGGCUGGUCCUGGUCCACCUGCGACACCUCAAACGCCUAAUCCAACUUUUACUUUGCCUGACGAUGGUUUGGGAUAUGACGACGGUGUACGCGUACUUCGCUCUAUUGGGACAUGGUCUCCAGACUAUUCAGCAGCAAUGCGACCUGGCGGCGUGAUGCCCCCAUUUCCUAGUGCGAUGGAUCAGCAAUUUGGAAGCAGAGCUCCUACAGUGAAUCAGCCGUUAAGAACGACAAACAAUGUGUCGUCUCGUCCAGGAUUUGCGUCAAAGGCUACUAAUACGGGCGAACCGGCGACAAAGGCGUUCGCCUGUACCGUUUGUGGCAAAGGUCUUGCUCGUAAGGACAAGCUCGUCAUCCACAUGCGUAUUCAUACAGGGGAGAAGCCGUAUUCCUGCGAAGUUUGCGGCAAAGCGUUUGCCCGCAGAGAUAAACUAGUUAUUCACAUGAACAAGUUGAGACAUAGACCAGGAGUGGCGCCACUUUCUACGCCCAGCGCCCCGAAUUCGGAUCAGCAGCAGCAACAGCAGCAACAGCAGCAAGCUCAGCAGCAGCAGCAACAAUCGCAGCAACCGCAACAGCAACAGCAAUCUCGGCAGGAUACUAUACACAAGUUGAAAGAGGAGCCGGUUAGUUGGGCGUGUGAAUUGUGCGGUCGAGCACUAGCCACGAGAGAAGAGUGGAUGCAGCAUGCUCGUUCUCACUUGGAAGCAUCGGCUCCGCCACAACACGCAGCGCCGUAUUUCCCAGGAUCCACAGCUCCUCCGCAGCCGUACACGUCUGAGAGGCACUUCUGUCUGAUGUGCCGCACAGAUUUCACAGAUAAGGCUGAAUUCAUGUUCCACGUACGUUCCCAUUUCGAACCUCACACGCAGCAAACGCCGCCGCAACAUUCGAGUGGUAAACAGGGAAGCGAUCCAGCAACGGCCGAAUUGAUCGCGCGUGGACUGGUCGAUCCUUCGGGAUUAUGCAGCUAGAACUAUCCUUCUUGUCAUUACGCGUCAUCGAUUCGUGUCUUACCAUAGUACAAGUUCUCUACUCCAUUUCGACCAGAACUUUUGCAUAGGAUUUCAUGCGUAUUGUGAUUGUAAUGAAUAUAUACUGAUUUAUUAGUGAGAGAUACACAGUAGUACAUUUUCUGUAUAAAUUUUAACGAAUACAUGCAAUACAGUCUGUUGUUUGAACGUUACUAGGAAAACUAAAUGUUGCUUUUGAAAAUCGUUGAACGAAUUCUUUGGGUGUUAUAAAAUGAAAUGCAUCGCUUUCCAUAAAGAACAGAGAACACAAUAUUUUUCACGUUACGCAACAUAUCACCGAAAUAAAAGAUCUCGAUUAAUCAUAAAAGUACUACUGUGUACCCCCAAUAUUAUACAGGAUAGGUCAUUUAAUUGGGAACAUCUGGAUAUCUCCGUUGUUUUUGGAAAUAUAGAUAAACUUUGUUAAUAAAAGUUAUUCAGUACAGACGAAGAAAAACAAGGAUAGUAUUUUUUAUGUUCAUGUUGCCCUUGUCUUUCAUCCAUGGAUUUCAUUUAAAAUUACAAAAUUACUCUAUUCUUUGUAGAGAAUAUCGAGUGGACACAAUACGUAAUUAAUUAAUUAAUUGCGGGGGCUGCAAUAUGGCAAUGAUUUUUUUUGCAAGUAAAGAGAUUUCGGAGAGUUUAAGAUUUCCACUUUUUAAACAGAAUGUUGUUUGAUUCAUUAAUUAUACAUUAACUCAUUAAUAUUAGCUGAUUAGUUUAGUAUUAAAUUUAAAUUUAAAAUUAACAUACCGAACAACUUUUAUUAAUAUGUUCAUAUCUCUAAAAACAACGAAAAUGUAAAUGUCCCAUGCUGUAUAUGAUGAAUCGAGACAUAUGUUAUAUUCGUCGGAUAUUUAGAUAUUGACGCGAUAUUGAGUUAUAGGAAAGAGAUUCUACUAUUGCGCCAAUAUUUAAGUAUUACUUAAUAGUAUACGUUCCUACAUAGCUAGCUUCCCGCUAUCUUUAGCCAUUAGCAACAUCCGCUAUCCAAUGUACAGGUUUGUUCUCAAUGCUAUUACAUUUCCUUUUCUACACGUUUUGUGACGAACGAUCUGUUUCACAUAAAUGUUUCACGAUCUGGAGAUUUUAUUGUUCCAACUGAACAACUUACUGUUGUUCCUCUUUUUUCUUUUUUUUUUAAUUGUACGAUUCGACGAUUUUAAACAACGACGUUGUACGUUACAUUUUGUAUGACCGUUUUUACGGGAAUAUUAUUUGGUUAAGAAAUUCAUUUUAAAUAGUAGUGAUAAUGCUUUGUUUCUACAAAGUAAUUACGAAUGUAUUUUUUACAUUGGACAAAUCGUUCAUUUGAUUAUACUGUUAAGAUUAUAUCCCAAUUGUACGAUUCUCUUUUUACUUGUUUAUUUUAGAUAAAACUCAGUGAUCUUCCAAAGGCGAUGUAUUAUUAGCCACAUUAUCAAUUUAUAAUACCAAACAAGUGUAGAUUUUACUGCGGUGUAGCGUAAGUGUCGAUACACACGAAAAUAUCUCCGCGAAUACAAAUGUCCCUCGGCCCCCCGGAUAUUUAUAUUCUUAAUCUAUUGUAGAUCAAGCAGAUUUUUAAUUCUUCUUUGCUGAUUUUUUCCUUUUUUUUUUUUUUCAUACUUACUGUAUACUUCAGAUCUUGUUUAUUGUUACAAUUAUCCUUGGUACCUGAAGUAUGAGUAUGUACUUAACCAGGGGAAGGCUGAGAUUCGGUUUACAUUGCGCAUAUAGCGAACUUCCACCUUGUUAUUAUUAUAGUUGAUGAGAACAUGAAAGAAACGUGCAUGUAUUUAGAAACUCGAGUAAUCGUCUUUUGACUUUUGAAUCGUUUCUUUUAUCGGAUUUCUAUCGAUUUUCAAUUAUAUUUUGAUCGACGAAAAUCUCGUGCGCUUCUCUCUCUUUUUUUUUCUUUAACUCGUUUAAUACAAAAGUCACGAAGCUGCGAUUGUCGUUUCGCGAUAUUUAGUUCGUCGAGAGUGACUUUGCGAGAGACUGUGCAUUGUGAACAAACUGUCUCUUCCGAUAAUUUUGAUAGGAUCCGCUUCCACAGCGCUUUCUUCCUCUCGUCUUUAGAAUAGAACGUUUAUAUAGUCAGCGCGAGAAGAUAGUGUUGCCGUGCCUCCUGCCUCAUGUACCACUCAUUUCCGGCUUUACUUUCGGUCCAAAUUCACUUCCGGGACAACGGUGCCUAAAAUGGUAUACUUCAAAGAAGAAAAA
Messenger RNA from Frieseomelitta varia, 3924 nucleotides. Its product is annotated as endothelial zinc finger protein induced by tumor necrosis factor alpha. Bases 280 to 1680 code for a protein of 466 amino acids. Gene Ontology annotation, molecular function: zinc ion binding. Gene Ontology annotation, cellular component: nucleus. The transcript has 6 exons. Lineage: Eukaryota; Metazoa; Arthropoda; Insecta; Hymenoptera; Apidae. The record is from RefSeq and is a predicted model, not a curated record.